AUGAAGUACCUUACCCAGUUGAUGGUUCGGAUGCGCUUGCAUCGUCGUCGCUCGCGUCACUUGGCGAUAGUGGCCACCGUUGCAGCUUCCUUGUUGGUGCUCUUGUUCUUUCUCUUUAGUCCUCACGAGUCGACUGGCGGACUAGUCUCCAACCCAGAGCAUGAUUGUGGGUGGCUCCCUUCAUUCUUCUGCUCACCAGUCCGCUGGUUCUCGCCUAAGCCUGUCAGUGAAAGGCCAGUUGUGCCUUACAAGGCUGUCAAUUCGGGCUCUUCUUCGACACCUCUUCCUAAUCCUCACCAAGACAAAAUCGACUUCAUUCAAAGCACUUACAACGGAGCACGGGCUAAAAGAUUGCUGCUAGGUCACGCAUACUACGACAAGAUCAUGAAAGUCAUCGUUGAGGCUAAGCCCAUGUGCAAGAAGUUGGAAAAGUAUAAGGACGGCCACAUACUGGCCAUUCGUAUGGAAUAUCCGAACUCGGGCAAUGUCUUCACGGAAAAGUAUCUCUCGCAGUAUUUGCAGUUGGACGAAUCUGAGCUCAGCCUGAUGGUUGACUCUCACAAGUUCGCCCACGAUAACCUCCCUGACUCCUACCCGGAGGGACUUUAUCGUGGUGAUGGUAUUGUCUACGUUGGAGGUGGGCGUUUCAACUGGUUGGCGCUUCUUUCCGUUAGAUCCUUGAGAGCUCAAGGCUGCCAGUUACCUGUGGAGGUGUUUGUCCCCACUUUGGAGGAAUUCGAGCUCGAACUCUGUUCACGGAUCUUCCCAGUGAUGAACGUAAGAUGUGUGCUCUUGCCUACUGCACUUUUCGGCGAGAACCUGCCUUACUCCAAACAGUUCAAGUUCCUGGGCUACCAGUACAAGUCCUUGGCUAUCAUGCUUUCCAGUUUCGAGAACGUUCUCUUGUUGGACAGUGACAAUGUGCCAACAUACUCUCCUGACCAUCUCUUCACAAAAGAACCAUUUAUCUCCACGGGACUCAUUGUGUGGCCCGACUUUUGGCACCGCACAACCUCUCCUGACUACUACACUAUUGCUGGAUGUCUGGUUAGCAAGACCAAGUUGCAUCCAGCAUAUAACGAGCGUGCUGGAGAGUUUAUUGAGAGGGAAACUACUGGCGACGUCGAUUGGGAAAAUAUUCUGUUCCACGACCGUCUCGGAACGAUACCGGACCCCUCUUCGGAGUCUGGUCAGUUGAUGAUCUCUAAAAAGACACACAUGAGGGCACUUCUUCUUGCUCUUUAUUACAAUAUGUAUGGACCGGGUUACUACUACCCACUCUUCUCCCAGGGAGCGCACGGAGAAGGUGACAAAGAAACAUUCUUGGCCGCUACCAUCUCCACCAACAAACCAUACUACCAGGUUGCGAAGUUCUUGGAUGCAUUGGGAAAUAUUAAAGACGGCAAUUUCAACGGAAACGGUAUGGGCCAGUAUGAUCCAGUGAUGGACUACGAAUGGAACCUUGAGAAAGACAAGCUACGCAAAAAGCUUUCUGGUCAGGAGUACGAAGAUGCUGUGGCCAAGCUUACGAGCCCCAAGAUUCUAUUCGUGCAUGCCAACUUUCCCAAGCUCGACCCUUGGAAGUUGUUCUUGGAUCAAGAUACGGUCAAUGAAAAAGGCGAGAGAUACCGGUUAUAUGGACUCGGAAUGAAAGUAAGGGCAGGAACAGACUUUGAGCAAGAUCAAUGGAACUACAUGUACCUUCUCCUAUGUGAUUUGGAGCUCAAAAUCGAGCAUUUUAAAAGUAUUGACCGCAAAGCACUUUGUCUGGAGAUAAAGGCGCACAGGGACUGGCUUGUAUCGACAGAAGACAGUCUAGAGAAGACUCAAUAG
Molecule: messenger RNA, 1833 nt
Organism: Sungouiella intermedia
Lineage: Eukaryota; Fungi; Ascomycota; Pichiomycetes; Serinales; Metschnikowiaceae
Source: the annotation of a GenBank genome assembly